GGCCCCUGCACCAUGGGCAAGGGCUGCUCCAGCCUGGCUACUUCUGCCCAUGCUGAGCAGCUGGCUCCCAGCCUGUGCGGGCUUGCAGGCUAGGGCCCAGCAGUCGGACUCCAAUCCAGCCUUUCCUCUUCCAGGGUGCGUCUUUCCCCCACUUCCUCUUCCCCUGCGAGGCUGCUGACUCCCAGCCCGCAAGCCCAUAGCUCCCCCUCCCAUGGCUCCCCACUCCGUGCAAGGCUGGUGAUGGAGCCGGCAGCCCUCCGCCCGCAGCGGUCCGACCCACAGGCAGGGGGCUGCUCCCAGGUAAUGGUUAACCAUUACUUGGUUACUGUCCUCAUCCCUCACGUUUCCUGUGUUCUGACCGGAGGCGCUGAUGCCUGGUGCUCUGCGGUAUCAUGUUUUAACUUGUGAAUCUCAGGAGCUACUGGUGUCACACACUGAUUGGCCAGCAGCCGUGACACUUUAAAUAGAGGAGAGUGACAAACCAAGCAGGGUUCAAAGGGAACGCUGACCUUAGCCAUCCCGACUGCUUCUGCCUGCAGCGGCCCCUCCUUGAGCGCAGGCUGUGAGGUCACUGCAGAGUUCUGUGAUGUUACAGCUAAGAACCUUCUGGGCGCGCCGGGAACAAGGCAGAGAGCCACGCUGGACUCAUGAACCCCCCGAGCCCAGAGGAUGCUGCCCAAAGCAAAGACGGCUCCCCAUUUCUGCUGCUUCCCCGAGCUGACGCCAUUCGCUCCAAACUGAUCUACACCUUCUACUUGAUCGACCACCUUCAGGGGCUGAGCCACGCCAUCCCCCGGCACAACAUCCAGGAUUUCCUCGAUCCCAGGAAGCAGAGGAAGCUGAUGCUCACAGACCAUCACCAGCUGGUUCGUUUCAACAUCACCCCAGUGAGGAACAGCGUCAUCACCCCUGAGAAACGCCUCCGCAAUCGCAUCCGUGUGCGCUGCAGCCGCUGGCCCCCCUUGGCCAUGUGGGCCUCCUGGGUCCUGCACAACACCUUCUUCAAAGGCUUCAUCAUCUGCCUCAUCUUCCUCAACAUGCUGGUUCUUAUGGUCAAAAGUGAGGUGAUGGACAAGCUGGAUGCCCGACUAGUGAGCCUGAAGCUCUCCUUAGAGGUGACCGUCUGGGUCAUCCUCCUCAUUUUUAUCAUCGAGAUUUUGCUGAAUUGGAUCGUCAGUUUCAGGGACUUCUGGAAAAGCAGCUGGAAUGUCUUUGACUUCAGCGUCACUGUAGUGUCCGUGAUCCCCGAGUUCCUGGGCCUGGCUGGCAUAACCAACAGCAUAGCCGCCAUGCGGAUCAUCAGGGCCUUCCGCGUCCUCCGCACCUUGAAGCUCUUCUCCAAGUUCCACCAAGUCCGGGUGAUUAUCCUGGCAAUAGCCAAGACCUUGAAGGCCAUGAUCUUCAUCCUGCUGCUCUUCCUGUUUUUCUUCUACGUGUUCGCCGUGUCCGGCAUCUUCUUCUUCGAGAGCUACAGCCGCUCCGACCGCACAGACCUGGAGUACAGCAUGUACUUCCGGGACUUCCCCAACACGCUGGUGACCCUGUUCAUCCUCUUCACCAUGGAUCACUGGUACGCCCUGCUGCAGGACACCUGGAAGAUCCCUGAGAUGAGCAAGGUCAUCAGCAGCCUCUACAUCAUCCUCUGGCUGCUGGUUGGGUCCUUCAUGUUCAGGAACAUCUUUGUGGCAAUCACGGUGACGAAUUUCCAGACGAUCCGGAGCGACCUGGCGGAGGAGGUGAAGAAGAUAGAGACCCAGAAGAAAGCGGAUUUAUUCAAAAUGCAGAUUCGAGAUAGGUCCCAGGAGGGGAGAGAGGAGCUGGGUCCAGGCGCAGAGGCAGCCCCUCGGGCACAGCAGUCGGAGUACAAGGUGGUGACAAAGCAGAGCAUGAAGGACUUGGACUGGGAGACGUACAUCCAUCAGAACCUGCAGAGCCUGGUGGAGGUGGACGAGGAAGGGCAGGUGGUGUGGCCCAGCGACUCCCUCUUCCGCUACUUGGAGCUGCUGGAGCAGCUGCAGCACAACCUGGAGGAGCACAAAAGGCUGCAGCAUUAUGCAGGUGAGAGGGGUUCCUGGGCGCGCACAGACCGGCAAGGCCAGCAGCAGCCACCGUCCCCCUCCCCUCCUAGCAUUUAG
Messenger RNA from Pelodiscus sinensis (Chinese soft-shelled turtle), 2135 nucleotides. Lineage: Eukaryota; Metazoa; Chordata; Testudines; Trionychidae. The record is from RefSeq and is a predicted model, not a curated record.